Molecule: messenger RNA, 1302 nt
Organism: Serendipita indica DSM 11827
Lineage: Eukaryota; Fungi; Basidiomycota; Agaricomycetes; Sebacinales; Serendipitaceae
Source: the annotation of a GenBank genome assembly
AUGGCACAUAGCACCUUUUUGUCAUUACCUCCCGAAGUCUGCAUACAGAUCUUAAUUCUUGUUUCAUGGAAGACCCUCAUCCACUCGAAAAGAGUCUCGAAAGCAUUCCUUCGGCUUUUGCAGAGUAGUCCUGUAGAGUAUCAGAUCCGACUGGGUAUCGCUGGAUAUGAGCAAAACAACGUGGAUUAUGAAAUCUCAGUCAAGGAGAGGAUAGAGCUUCUAGAUCGCAUCGAGAGACCAUUUCGCGCGGCCAAAUUUCCUUCUGUUGUACCGAUCAAGCUCGUGAUGAACGCGGCAUUCGACGGUCAAUGCGCCUCUUGUGAUCUACGGGAUGGAUUUUACGUAGAAGGGAGAGCAUCUGAAGAACAAGGCAUGGAGCUGUAUACCUUUGGCGCGACAGUUCACCGUCUGCCCUCAGCCCUCCACCCCCUCGGCAGCUCGUGGAUCCUACCGGACUUCAAGUAUCCCAUAAGGGAUUUUACGUCAAGCCCGCACAACGACCUACUCGUCACUGUAGAGGAGACGUUACCGUUCAACGGUGAGGCUCUAACGGUUCUCCGUUUCCUGUCUCUCAGUGAUGGCAGGCCACAUCCUCAGUCUUGUGCAGAGUUUGUCCUCCAGGGUCAACUCGACGGCGACAUUCCUGCGGAAUUCUACGUGAUCAUAAUCAUCGGGGAUCUAGUAUGCCUACUCGCAGGCAGAUGGUACUUCACAAUCCUCAACUGGAAGACUGGGCAAAGUCUUGAUCCCAAUUUGGAGGAUCCCGUGGCUUAUGCUUUGAUAUUUCGAGCCGAAACUCUCCUUCGAGACGAGGUCACAGGAGUCACCGAAUGGCGUGACCACAUCCCUGUGGUCAGUGGAUCGUGCUGGAUGCACGAAACAUAUUUCGGGGAAUUACCCUCGGACAACUACAAACCCUUCUUCACGUAUGGGUCACGGAUGGUAUACCAGCAAUCUCAGUCAAACGCCGGCACGACGUCAAGAGGAUUGUACCUCCUUGAUUGUAAUCCCUCCUUUGUUGCGAUGGUUCAGGCCAAUUCCACAACAAAAAGCGCCUUUUUCGACGAAUUUGGCCCAUUGGACGCUGGGUGGGUGGUUAAACGGUCAAUUCGCGUCAGUGCAGGAGACAUUGUGUCCGAGGAUUGGGUUGGAGAUCUCCCUAUCUCCUGGAGGAAAAUUGAACAUAGUCCAGUGGAAUAUAUUGUUGGGAGUAUGAUGGAUGGUGAACGUAUAAUCACCGUACAUAGUAGCGAUCCCACUCAGCCAGACGAUCUCACACAUAUCUCAGUCCAUGUCAGAUAG